Molecule: messenger RNA, 2669 nt
Organism: Carassius gibelio (silver crucian carp)
Lineage: Eukaryota; Metazoa; Chordata; Actinopteri; Cypriniformes; Cyprinidae
Product: DALR anticodon-binding domain-containing protein 3-like
Biological process (GO): tRNA C3-cytosine methylation; arginyl-tRNA aminoacylation
Molecular function (GO): arginine-tRNA ligase activity; tRNA binding; ATP binding
Source: RefSeq, a predicted model, not a curated record
ACCGGUAAAAGGUGAUACAAGAUAAUAUGCCCCCCUCUAACCAGUGAUAUUUUUAACGUUCCGGUCCCCAUACAUAUGUUAUGAUUGGUGAUCAAUCGGAGCACAGCACCGUAGUGCUGUUACAUCACUCACUUCUUAGUAACAUUCCUCGAGUCCAGGCACUUAUAACAAUGUCAACAUAUUGACCUUAAUCAUGGUGGAAGCCGUUCCUUUCAGCAUCGCGUCCACCGUCAAAGCGUUGAGCGGCGCGUUGCGGAGAGACGUUGAACAUGAAGCCGAGUUCAGCCGCGAGCGAGACAGCGCCAAAAACCUGAGAAAUCGUGACUUCUUGUCACCCAACACGGCUCUGACGACGUUGUACGACGAUGGAAAGGUUCCCACUGAUUUCCUCAGUGGUGUUCGCUCUCUCCAUGGCAGUGGUGUAUUGCCGAUAGGAGCCACUGACGUGACAGCAGAAGGCCUGCGUGUGUGUGUGGAUCGCUGUGCAGCAUUUAAAGGUGUUUUAUGUGGAAUAAUGCCAUAUCUGAGACCUGCUGCUCAGAGACAGGGCUGUAUCCUCAUCAACUGUCCUGCGCUCCACACCAAACAAUCCAUAGCAUCUCCAGAUACACUAGCUCUGGGGCAGCUACGGACCGUUCUCAUAGCUGACCACCUCGGGGCACAUCUCAGAAGACAAGGGUACACCGUGUCCUUUUGUCCAGCCUUGCCACAGGACAGUGACAUUGUCAACUUUCUGAAAACACUAGGCAUUGAUUGGCCGACAGUCCCUGUCAGCUGCACCAAUGAGGACAGGGAGGAGAAGAUGAAAAAGGUUUUAGAGAACUCAACUUACAGAGACCGAGAGAUAGAGAAGGGGAAAAGGAGAAGCAGAGGAGAGGAAAUAGAGGGAGAGAAAAGGGGGAUAAAAGAGGAAGUUAGGAUAAACCUUAAACAAGUGCUACAGGAUGAGAACGUUCAGGGAUAUGAUCCCAGUCUUGGCACUUGUACAGUGCACAGAGAAGCUUUGUGUCAUCUGGCCCAGCUGGACAGUGCAACCGCAGAUCUCCCUGUCUCUACGGCAACAGCCCUGCAUGUCACUUCCUGUCAGGACGAGUUUCGUCAGCAGCAAACAGCCAUGUUGUGGAGAGCAGCGGGUGCAACAGCAGUGCAGAGAUUGGUGAUUUGUGGUCCUGUUAAAACUCCUGACGUUCAGAUGAAUGCAGCUCAGUAUCUUCAGUUAAGAAAAGCUCAGAUGAAAGAGGCCUCAGAAAUGAAGUAUGGAGACCAAGUUGAAGGUCAGACGUGGGAUGACAUCAUUAGAAUCAUGACCUCAGCUACCGUGAGGUUUGAACUGCUGUCCACAGUGCACACAAGUCCGGUGACCUUAGAUGUUCAGCGGGACAGUGGUGUGUCCACAAAGGGCCCCAGGGGUGGAGUCUUUGUCAUGUAUAACUGUGCUCGUCUUCACACACUUUUCAGCAGCUAUGAGAAAGGGGUGGAGCAAGGUCUUUAUCCUGAAAUCCCUGAUGGCGCAGAGCUGGACUUUUCUGCCUUAAAAGAGGAGGGGGAGUGGCUUCUUCUCUUCAAUUACCUCAUUCCAUUCUCUGAGCUGCUGGACCAAUCAGGACCGAUCCGGGAGCACGAAGGGGGUACAGCCAGAGUUAAUCUUAGGACUGAACAGGUGUGCAGAUUCUUGGUGUCUCUCAGUAAAGAUUUUAGCUCCUACUACAACAGAGUUCACGUCCUUGGGGAGCCCCUGCCUCAUCUUUUCAAUCAGAUGUUUUGUCGUUUAUUGUUGCUUAGAGCAUUAAGAGAACUUUACCACAGCGCCCUGGACUCCCUUAAUCUUCCCCCAAUUCCCCAACUAUAGCAGAAAGCCUACACCAACAGCCACAAACUCUCUUCCUUAACAGCCAGCACUCUUCCAUUUUUCUCAACUAGUACACUUUAGAGACCUUCCUCAUAGCCACAGUUGCCUGGCCAUCAAGACCUUAAAAAAGACUGAAAUGCACUACACAAGGCAGGAUGGACCCCACUGAAUCUGUCACUAUUCAACCCAUUCAUUCAAUAAAUUAUAAUUAGUCUGAGAAUUCGCCCCACCAAUGUCGAAAGAAGUUGCUUUCUUUCACAGUGAAUUUAAAUUCUCCUGCACCAUGUCCAUCAAUUCUGACCUUCUACAUGAAUAUGGAUUCUGUGUAAUAAUGUUUAAUUGGUGUAAGUGCCCAGAUCUAUUUGUUUAACUCUGAACACAUAUUGUCAGCGUAGCACAUUUGUUCUUACAGUCUGAUAGAUGCACAUGCAGUAAACUAUCUGUCACCACUGUUUCUUAUUAGGAAUUAUGUCAGACUUCAUGAUCUGGGAUGCUACUUCCUUUAUCUGUCCCAAAUACAGAGUCUUAAUUCUCAAGUUUCCCACAUUGUUCCUCAUGGUUUAUGCCGCUCAAUGUGUACAGGUGUACUACUGAGAUUCCUCAUGUGCCAUACAGUUGAGAUGUGUUGGUACUCUCACUUUUCACAGAUCUGUCCCAUAUGCCACACAGUAUUCAAAGCCCUGAGAGUACUCAACACAUUUACUUUGACUGUGUAACAUUCACACAAUUCAAAGUUUUUGUUAGUGGUGAUUUCACUCAAUGUAUUGAAAAAAACAGCAACCCUGCAGAGACUUGAUAAUUAAAAGAGUGUCUGCUUCAA